CGCUCCCCCUCAGCCUCUGAUUGGUCGAGCCCCCUGCUCCUCCUCUCCCACCCCUAGUGAAAACUGCGGGCGCUGGGCAAGUUGCAGCAACUGGAGGCGGCGGUGCGUUUCGAGGAGACUGCAGCAGCGAGGACCGGAGCCCAGCCCAGGUCCAGAACUGAGCUCUCAGCACCAUGAACCCCGCCAUCGGCAUCACUCUCCUGCUAACAGUCUUGCAGGUGGCCAGUGGGCAGAAGGUGAUCAGCCUGACAGCCUGCCUGGUGGACCAGAGUCUUCGUCUGGACUGCCGCCAUGAGAAUACCACCGCCAGCUUGUCUACCCAAUACGAGUUCAGCCUGACCCGUGAUUCAAAAAAGCACGUGCUCAUUAGCACCGUGGGGGUGCCUGAGCACACAUACCGCUCGCGAACCAACUUCACCAACAAAUACAACAUGAAGGUCCUCUACUUAUCUGGCUUCACCACCAAGGACGAGGGGCUGUACACAUGCGAACUCCGCCCCUCUAGCCAGCAACCCAGCUUCAGCAAGAAUGUCACUGUGCUCAGAGACAAGCUGGUCAAGUGUGGGGGCAUAAGCCUGCUGGCCCAGAACACCUCGUGGCUGCUGCUGCCCCUGCUCUCCCUGCCCCUUCUGCAGGGCAUGGAUUUCAUCUCCCUGUAACUGGUUGGGCCCACAGAGGACACAGGAAGCCACCAGGCCCAGUCCAGAGAGCCUACUUCUGAGUUGCCUCACCCCCACCCCCAUCCCUCACACGCCGAGAGGAGGGGGAAAUGGGGAACACACCCCUCAUAAGGCACCCCAGUGCUGCAUGCCAUUAUAUUCCCACCUCACAUCCUCUCCACACACCACUGGCUCUUUGUUCCUCUUUGUUCCAGGGCUGCUUCUGUCUAGUUUAUUUAGGGAGUAUCCUUCCUUUUCUUUGGAGAUUUGUGAAAAGGGAAGCCAGGGUUGGGGACGUGUAUGAAGAGUGAGGGCAUGAGAGGGGUUGUAGGAUGGAGGAGUACCAGUCACUGGGGGGGUCACCCUUACCCACCAGAAUCAGAGGCCUGGGAGAGACCUCGAUGAGGAGGGAAUGCGGUGUAUUUGGGCCUAGCAUAUCCCUCAGCAGGCAGGGAGGCACCUGAAGACCCUGGAUAUGAGGGCACUGCCAAGCAUUUGUGGUCCAUCACGUGAAAAGAGAACUGAGCAUCUCCAGGAGCACUCUGCCACAGCCAAGAAGCUGUCUUCUUACCACUGCAGAAGUCCCCUAGGGGCCUUGGCCCUUGGUCAUGGUCCAGAGGAAAUGCAGAUUCUGCCUGGGGAGCACUGCUAAUGGAGGGUUGGAGAGGGGGUUAGAAGGGAGGGUCCAUCAUCCUUCCCCACCUGAGGAAGCUAAAAAUGGGAGCCUACUGUCACUGCCUCAACCAGCAGUUGAGAAGGUGGCAGGGGAGGAAAAGCCCCCUCCCAAGCUGUCCCAAGCUCCUAAGAGCUUCUGGAACUCUGACCUGGAGGCAGUAAGGCAGGCCAGGGGGAGCCCCAGAGCUAUGCAGUCUGGCCCAAGUUUCUCCAGGAGGCUCUCCCUUCCCUCUCCAGGCAGUGUCAGCCCCAGCCGAGCCUCAGGCAGGCCCCCGCGCCACAGGCCUGCCUUCUCAGGGACCUCUGGGGGGCCUGAGGUGGGCCAUGGAGUGAGACCUAUGAGUGGGACACACCUUGAGAGAUGGCUUUUCCCGAUACCCAGCUCUCCAUUCGGCAGCUCUGCCCUGUCCUGUGACCAUGCAUAGUGCCACCACAGCUAAUGGCAUCUCGUUGAGGAAAAAACCUGGACAAUAAAACCAAGCCUCUGGAAUCUGUCCUGGCUCUGCUUUGCUCCUCUGCCUGUCCGCAGGCCUGCCCCCCUCCCUGGAUGCAUAUAGUCCCCUCCAUGCAUCCAGGAGGUCCGGCCCUGCCACCUCUUCUCUCCUUCUUUCCUGCUUUCAUCAGCCCUUCCUCUCCUCCCAGCCCCCAGGGGUGGACCACUGCAUGCUGGGUUUCUCAGAACGACUCCAACAGUAACAGAUUUGCCCAAAUAAAUGAAUGUUCCAUCUCUGUUGA
Rhinolophus ferrumequinum (greater horseshoe bat) is the source of this 2069-nucleotide messenger RNA. RefSeq names its product Thy-1 cell surface antigen (gene THY1). The coding region runs from base 174 to 659 and encodes 161 amino acids. Lineage: Eukaryota; Metazoa; Chordata; Mammalia; Chiroptera; Rhinolophidae. The transcript is spliced from 4 exons. The record is from RefSeq and is a predicted model, not a curated record.